GGCAGCUGAAACUCGACGGGCGCUCUUUUUUUCGGGGCAGCGCUCUCGACCUCGGAGCGCCGGGCAAGUUUGGCGCGUCCUGCCCUGGUGGACCCCGCGCGCAAAAGGGUCCACAACUGUGCUGUAAACUAUGUCUCCUUUUUUACGAAUAUCGUUCAACUCAUGUGAACUAGGGCCUGUGCAGAACCAUGGAGAACAACUACAGCCAUUCUGUGCAAUAAAAAUGAAAGAGGCCUUAACUACAGAGAGGGGAAAGACCUUAAUUCAGAAGAAACCUACUAUGUACCCAGAUUGGAAAUCUUCUUUUGAUGCCCAUAUCUACGAGGGGCGUGUUAUUCAGAUUGUUCUUAUGAAGGCUGCUGAAGAGCCAUUAUCUGAGGUUACCGUAGGUGUGUCUGUUUUGGCUGAAAGAUGUAAGAAAGGCAACGGGAAAGCUGAAUUUUGGCUUGAUUUACAACCACAAGGAAAGGUAUUGAUGGCUGUGCAGUACUUUCUAGAAGAUGGAGAUUGCAAGCAGUCAAUGAGGGAAGAGGAGGGAACUGUGACAAUGAACAGAAGAGGAGCAAUCAAACAGGCCAAAAUCCACUACAUCAAAAACCAUGAAUUUAUUGCUACCUUCUUUGGGCAGCCUACAUUUUGUUCUGUGUGUAAAGACUUUGUCUGGGGGCUCAACAAGCAGGGAUACAAAUGUAGACAAUGCAAUGCUGCUAUUCACAAAAAAUGCAUUGAUAAAAUUAUUGGAAGGUGUACUGGUACUGCAGCAAACAGCAGAGAUACAAUGUUUCAGAAGGAGCGCUUCCACAUCGAUAUGCCUCACAGAUUCAAAGUCUACAACUACAUGAGUCCAACAUUUUGUGAUCACUGUGGUAGUCUUCUCUGGGGACUGGUUAAACAAGGAUUAAAGUGUGAAGAAUGUGGAAUGAAUGUGCACCACAAAUGUCAAAAGAAAGUGGCAAAUCUGUGUGGUAUCAAUCAGAAACUGUUGGCAGAAGCUUUAAACCAAGUUAGUCAGAAAUCUUCCAGGAAAUCUGAAUCUGGGUCUGUAGACAGUGUGGGUAUUUACCAGGAUUUUGAUAAGAAACCAAGAGCUCUAGGUGGAGAUACAACAGAUAAUAAUGAAUAUGAUAAGCUCUGGGAGGGAAGAUCAUUGUCACAACCAUCCAGUAGGAGGAAAUUCAACAUAGAUAGUUUUAUUUUCCACAAAGUUCUUGGGAAAGGAAGCUUCGGAAAGGUACUGCUUGCUGAACUGAAAGGAAAGAAUGAAUUUUUUGCUGUAAAAGCUUUGAAGAAGGACGUGGUACUUAUUGAUGAUGAUGUGGAAUGCACCAUGGUAGAAAAGCGAGUCUUAGCACUUGCAUGGGAAAAUCCAUUUCUUACCCAUCUCUACUGUACUUUUCAGACUAAGGAACAUCUGUUCUUUGUUAUGGAAUUCCUCAAUGGUGGAGAUCUGAUGUUCCAUAUACAGGACAAAGGCCGUUUUGAUCUCUUCAGAGCUACGUUUUAUGGAGCUGAAAUACUGUGUGGUUUACAGUUUCUUCACAGCAAAGGCAUUAUUUAUAGAGACCUCAAAUUAGACAACGUGAUGCUUGAUAAAGAAGGUCACAUCAAGAUAGCUGAUUUUGGGAUGUGCAAAGAGAAAGUCUAUGGAGAGAAUAAGGCAACAACUUUCUGUGGUACCCCGGACUACAUAGCUCCUGAAAUCCUGCAAGGGCUGAAGUAUACAUUUUCUGUGGACUGGUGGUCUUUUGGAGUCUUACUAUAUGAAAUGCUGAUUGGACAAUCUCCUUUCCAUGGUGAUGAUGAAGAUGAGUUAUUUGAGUCAAUCCGAGUAGACACACCUCAUUACCCACGUUGGAUUACCAAGGAAUCUAAGGAUAUACUAGAGAAGUUGUUUGAAAGGGACCCAAUAAAGCGAUUGGGAGUAACCGGAAACAUCAGAGAUCACUCUUUCUUCAAGACGAUUAAUUGGACAUUGCUAGAGAAGAGGGAAGUGGAUCCACCUUUCAAACCUAAAGUGAAAUCAGCAAAUGACUACAGCAACUUUGACAGAGAGUUUCUGAGUGAGAAGCCUCGAUUAUCGCACAGUGACAAAAACUUAAUAGACUCCAUGGAUCAGUCUGCAUUUGCUGGGUUCUCUUUCAUCAAUCCUAAAUUUGAACAAAUUUUGGAGAAAUAAUUCUUCAAGCAUAGAACGACGUUUAGGUACAACUAUAAAUAGAAGCACUCCGUAUGAAUUGUGAUCAAAGGAUACCAUCAUCUCUCCGUCUUCAUUUUCAGUGAUGCUCAAUAAUGACUUAUUAUGUUAUACUGCUGAUUAUUUGGCA
Messenger RNA from Gekko japonicus, 2324 nucleotides. It is a transcript of the gene PRKCD, whose product is annotated as protein kinase C, delta. The record is from RefSeq and is a predicted model, not a curated record. Lineage: Eukaryota; Metazoa; Chordata; Lepidosauria; Squamata; Gekkonidae. Gene Ontology annotation, molecular function: diacylglycerol-dependent serine/threonine kinase activity; ATP binding. Bases 131 to 2176 code for a protein of 681 amino acids. The transcript has 18 exons. Gene Ontology annotation, biological process: protein phosphorylation.